UGCCCACCAGAUGGCUGCAAUGCGAUGCACUGUUUCUAAACCGGGUCGUAAAAUCGUAGAAGAAAAAGCCAGCUGACAAUCCCGGAAAGGAACAAACAUUGGUUUGUUUGGCUUGGCAACCCAUCACCCUGAGCUGGGCCUAACAAUACAUAAUGCCUGAAGUCAAAUCGAUGUUCAGAGAAGUGUUGCCCAAACAAGGGCAGUUGUCCAUGGAGGAUGUCCCCACCAUGGUGCUGUGUAAGCCCAAGCUGAUGCCUCUGAAAUCAGUCACCCUGGAGAAACUGGAGAAGAUGCAACUGGAGGCCCAGGAGGCCAUCAAGCAACAGGAUCUGGCACUGAAAGAGCAGCAGGAGACACAGUAGACAUGCAAUGGCAGCCCAUGGAGUAGUAGGGUCAGUAGACACAAAAUGGACAAUAGCCAGAGUAGUUUUAUUAUCAAGCAACAGGAACUGAAUGAGCCACAAUGGAGGACAGUAGCUACACAAGUAGACACAAAAUGGACUACAGACAGAAGUUAAGAUGGAUACAAUGGAGGGCAGAGGUUCACACUAGUCACAACCUAAUAUUGCAAUAUAGCACGGUUGGCAUCAAUCUCAUGGAUUAUUUUCAUUGUUGUGAAUGUAUAAUAGCCUUGUAAUUAUGGGAAGUCUUAUUUCUGAGAGAAGUUGAAUUGGAGUUUAGGUAAAUAACAUCUGUUGUGAACAUGUUCUUCAAAUAAAACUAAGAUUUAUUUCCCCUUU
Molecule: messenger RNA, 740 nt
Organism: Oncorhynchus mykiss (rainbow trout)
Lineage: Eukaryota; Metazoa; Chordata; Actinopteri; Salmoniformes; Salmonidae
Product: BBSome-interacting protein 1
Biological process (GO): cilium assembly; receptor localization to non-motile cilium
Cellular component (GO): BBSome
Source: RefSeq, a predicted model, not a curated record